This is a messenger RNA of Amoebophrya sp. A120, 380 nucleotides long. Lineage: Eukaryota; Dinophyceae; Syndiniales; Amoebophryaceae. The record is from the annotation of a GenBank genome assembly.
AUGAAAUCUUCCAGCUCAUCGGUUUCAAACGCCAAGGCGAAGGCUGCAGCUGCGAAGAAACAGAAAGUGAGCCAGCCACCUCCUCCUGGUGAUAUUCUUCCGCGCCAUCAACCCCCUGGUACUACCGAAGACAAAGCAGUUGUUGGAAAUCAAACUGACGAACAAGUAGAUUUGGCUCAGAGCGAACAAGUAAAAAACGUAAACGAUACGAGGAACACGAACAACAAGCCGGCUUCUUCUACAACUUCGACUUCCUCGAAUCUUAAACUCCUUGUCGAUCCGGGAAAAUUGCACGUGAGGCAGUGGCAUCCCCUGCGACCGGAGAAAUCGGAUAAUCCCAACGAUUGGUUCGCGAGUCGGCACCAGCCCUCCGACUUCGC